Messenger RNA from Setaria italica (foxtail millet), 945 nucleotides. RefSeq names its product ribonuclease Y-like. The transcript has 2 exons. Lineage: Eukaryota; Viridiplantae; Streptophyta; Magnoliopsida; Poales; Poaceae. Bases 1 to 945 code for a protein of 314 amino acids. The record is from RefSeq and is a predicted model, not a curated record.
AUGACGGAGGGAGCGCCUGCCCCCGAAAGUGCGGCGGCGGAGGCAACGGCGACGGAGGCGGGGACCUCCGCCCUGCUUACCCCCGCGGAAGUGGCUCCGGCGGCGGAGGCGGAGGGGCCCGCUGGGGGGACUCCGGCAGGGACGGAGGAGCCUCCCCAGGUGAUUGCGGUGGGGGGCGAGGUAGCCGCGGGGGUACCGCCGGCGGCCUCGGCGGCGACGAGCGUGCAGGUACCGGGGCCGUCGGUAAACCCGGCGGCUUCUAGUGCAAUGGUGCCGACCUCAACAGCAGCGUCAGGGUCGGCUCCUACCUCGGCCUCGGUUCCCACCAUUCCCAAGGUGUGGAGAGCGUCCGUCCUCUGCUGGUCAUCCUGCGAGGACCCACCGAGGCAUCUCUUCACGCUGGACGACGCCGCGGAGUGGCACAAGUGGCAGGCGGUGCAGGGCAGCCUUGCCCACGCUCAGGCGGCUCUGUCCUCGGCGUUGGGGGUUCUGGGCAACACCGUUCUUCCUGGCAGCCAGGGACCUGUCCCUGCAAAGUCACUGCCGCCCAGGGAGUCAUCCGUGACGUGCAAGAGGCGUGAGGGGGCGGCGCUAGAUGAGGCACGGCGGUCGGAGGCCAAGCUCCAAGCCGUCAUUGACAAGGCUCGUCUUGACCAGGAGGAGUCCAGGGCAGCCAUUGAGAGGGCCCGCCGCGACGCUGAGGAGCUUGCCCGGCCGAGGGGGGAGUAUGAAGCCCUCCAGAAGACCGUCGAGCGCGUCCGUCGCGAGCGGUACCAGGCUUUGCAAGACCGGGACGCCGAGCGGGCCAAGAAAGAGGAGGCCGAGCAGGGACUCCAGACCGCCGUGUCUCGAGGAGCUGACCAGGAGCGCGAGCUAAAGGCCUGGGCUGACGAUGAGUCUUCUUUCCGUUCCCGCAUUCUCAUGGUGUCGCGGUUUGUUUUUUAA